Nematocida minor is the source of this 417-nucleotide messenger RNA. Its product is annotated as histone H3. Bases 1 to 417 code for a protein of 138 amino acids. Gene Ontology annotation, molecular function: structural constituent of chromatin; DNA binding; protein heterodimerization activity. Gene Ontology annotation, cellular component: nucleosome. Lineage: Eukaryota; Fungi; Microsporidia. The record is from RefSeq and is a predicted model, not a curated record. The transcript has a single exon.
AUGGCAAGAACCAAACAGACAGCAAGAAAAAGCACAGGAGGAAAAGCCCCAAGAAAACAGCUGGCCACCAAGGCCGCAAGAAAGAGCAGCGCCCCAGGCGCAGUGGCUGUGAAGAGGCCCCACAGAUUCAAGGCAGGAACUGUUGCGCUGAGAGAGAUCAGAAAGUACCAGAAGACCACCGAUCUUUUGAUAAGAAAGCUUCCCUUCCAGAGACUCGUGCGAGAGGUGGCCUCAGAGUACAAGGCUGACGUGAGAUUCCAGUCUUCCUCCAUCCUUGCAAUCCAGGAGAGUCUGGAGAACUACCUCACAGGGCUCUUUGAGGACAGCAACAGAUGUGCUAUUCAUGCAAAGCGAGUUACUUUAAUGGCACGUGAUUUACAUUUGGUUAACAAGAUAAAGUCAGCUGUUAUUGCAUAA